GUUUACACGCGUUUGCGCGGUUUUUCGACUUUACUUGAUCCUUUUCUUCAUUUGGUUGUCAUUCUGUUUGGAUUUUUUUUGGUAAAGCGUCCUCGAGUUGGUGAAAGGCACUAUAUAAAUUAAACUUGUUGUUGUUGUUCUAUUCCUUGUGAAUCUUAAUGAAGAAGAACUCUUUGACAUGGUCUGAAGUAAUAAUCAUAAAGGAAAGAAAAAGCAAUUCUCAUUGAGUCCUGAAGAAGCAGGAAGUCUUUUUCUCUGAUUUAGAGAUUCAUCAACUGGAAAGCAGACAGACGUUCAGGAACUUCACAAAGACUUUUCAGUGGUGUUCUGCUGAGAUUAAAAUGGCAAUGUCAGUGUUCCGAGAUGGAGAUCAGUACAACUGCUCAGUGUGUUUGGAUCUGAUGAAGGAUCCGGUGACGAUUCCCUGUGGACACUCUUACUGUAUGAGCUGCAUCGAAGCCUACUGGUCACAGGACCAGAUCGGUACAACUCGAUGUCCUCAGUGCAGACAUGAAUUUCCUACAAGGCCUGCACUGAACAAAAACACAAUGCUGGCUGAAAUCCUUGAGGACCUGAGGACCACCACGUCUCAGAGUUCCCGUCCUACUCUGGCUUUUGCUCAUCGAGGAGAAGUUGAGUGUGAUUUCUGCACUGGUGUAAAGCUCAGAGCGGUGAGAUCAUGCCUGGAGUGUCGGGCAGCGUACUGUGAAACACAUCUACAGCCUCACUAUGACUUUCCUGCUCUUCAGAGACACAAGUUAAUCGUUGCCACCAGGAUUCCGAUGUGUCCGAGACAUGAUAGACUGCUGGAGGCUUUCUGUCGCACCGACAACACGUGCAUCUGUAUGAGCUGUGUGGUGGACGAGCACAAAGGCCAUGACACGGUUUCAUCUGCAGCAGAAAGAGACCAGAAACAAGUCACACUGCAGGCUAAUAAACACAAAUUUGUGGAAAAACGCAAAGAAAAAGAGAAAGAGCUUCACGAGCUGAGGAAGGCCACUGAGGCUCAUGCACAAUCCACACAGGAGUCAGUGGAAACCACCCAGCUAGCUUGUAGCUCACUAACCAUGUCCAUCGAGAAAAGCUGCUUGGAGGUGAUUGAGAGAAUCAGAGCUCAGGAGGGGAUCUACAAGGAUCGAUCUUUAGAUCUUCAGGAACAACUGGAGCUUGAAAUUGCCAUCCUGAUGGGGCAAGAAGAACUCAUGGACAAGCUUUUACAGACGGAGGAUCACGUCUACUUCCUUCAGAACUUUGAGAGCAUGCCCAGUCCCUCUGGAGCUGAAGAGUUGCCGAGUCAGACUUUCAAGCCACCAGUCUCUUUUAGUGAUGAUGUGAGCAACAUGGUUUCUGAAUUUAAAGCCAAACUGGAGAUUUUCUGCAAGCAGGAACUGGAGAACAUGUUUGCACACUUCCAUAUCAAGGUUGGUGACAGAGUUCGUGUGAAAUCUUCUGUGAGCACACCUAAAUUUAACUGGGGCCACAUUGUCACACAUGAGAGUGUAGGCGUAGUCAAAUACAUAAGUGAAGAAAGUGUGAUCAUCGACUUCCCAGAACAUAAAAACUGGAAAGGACUCCUGUCUGAGAUGGAGCGCGUAACUGCUCCUGAUGAAUCAGGAACAAAUCCAAACAACCUGGCAGGACGGCUUGGAGACAAAGUAAGAGAGACAAGGUUGAGAUGGUUUGGACAAAGCAGCGGUCCAGGGGAUAUUGAGAAAAGAACUCUGGAGAUGGAGUUGCCAGGAAUUUCAGCUCAGCAGAGGGAAUUUAAAGUUGGAGACCGAGUCCGAGUGAAGCCGUCUGUUAACUCUCCAAGACACGGUUGGGGAGGGGUGACUCACGAAUGUGUGGGCGUGGUCAAGAGUCUCGAUGGGGAAACAAUAGCUGUGGACUUCCCCAAACAGCCCAGGUGGAGAGGUGUCAUCUCUGAGAUGGAAAUUGUUUCUUAAAUCCUUAGAUAAUUAUUGAGAUCUUAGUUGUAGAAUUAUAAUUGACAGUGUAUCUUUUUGGUUUUUGGAGUUUUUUUUGUCAAAAUGAACAAAUAAUAGAACUGUUUGGUGGUCUGGGAAAAACAUUUUGAUGUUAUUAUGGCUAAAUUCAAGAAAACUGCACAAAUUACAAAAUGUUUUUUUUCCUGCGGAUAAUAUACACUGAAAUAUCUAUAUUAAUAAAACUAAUAUAUUGGAUCUGGAAAUGAAGGAUGAGAAAUGAUUCAUUUUAGUUUGUUUUGAACAGAAAUAAUGUUUUGCUUCAGAAAUAAAACAGAAUUAAAGAACAUUUGUAACGUUCAUUAGAAAAAAAACCUUCUCUGCAUCAAGUAUUAAUAAAAGCAAACACAACACUACUUUGCAGAGUGAUUUGUUGCUUGGAAAAUCAUAGGAAAAAAAAUUCCCUGCUAUCAUGUCAUCUUUGGAAAACCCGGCUAUAGAGGCGAUCAAAUCUAACGUCUUCCUGAUGAAUUCUGAAAGGAAUUUAGGGCUAUUGGGAAAAUGUUUAGAUUUGGGCUAUACUUCUUUCAACUUACACAGAAAUAUAGCGUCAUUAAUGGAUUCAGCACUUUUUACUUAAAGCUAUAUGGCCUUUUGAUUUCAUAAAAUUGGUGAAAUUUAGUUCCCUCUGAAAUUUGGUCAUUUCGAACAGCUGAUCACACCGAAGUGCUCGCUGACCGCCAAAAUUUUUAGCUUGGUCCUGUGUUUCCUUUCCUUCGCAACAUAACUUCUUUUCUUCUUGCUUUCUGUUAGUUGGUACUCGUUAGAAAGCCCACUAUGUGAUGCAUGACAUAGUCGCUUGAAUUGGGUCAUGGUGAAGCAGGAAAAAAUAGCAGAGAACUUACAGCCAUGUGGCCUAAAUUCAUUAGUUGUUCUAUUAAAAAAAACAAAUAAAAUUGGAAGUCUGUGAUUCAGAUUCAAUAGCUUUCGGGCCACUAAAAAACAAUUGGGUGUCAGGGAAAAUUCUUUUCAUGACCUACACUUGAAAAAUUUGAAAGGCAGUCUACCUUUAAAAAAGAUGUUUUUAUUCUGGAACAAUUUUGAGUGA
This is a messenger RNA of Neoarius graeffei (lesser salmon catfish), 3033 nucleotides long. Its product is annotated as E3 ubiquitin/ISG15 ligase TRIM25-like. NCBI's taxonomy places the organism in Eukaryota, Metazoa, Chordata, Actinopteri, Siluriformes, Ariidae. The record is from RefSeq and is a predicted model, not a curated record. The coding region runs from base 342 to 1946 and encodes 534 amino acids. Gene Ontology annotation, molecular function: zinc ion binding. The transcript has 9 exons.